UGGCUGUGUUGCAUGCUUUUAAGCUUAAUUUAUAAAAUACAGUUACAGGUAUUAAAUGUCCGAAACAAAACAAACAAACAAACACAAUGGCACACUGUAAUCUGCAUCUUUCAGUCUAUAAAUAUCCAUGGGCUAUUAGGACAAAUAGAUGCACCAUUACUAAAGCCAAUACCCUUAGCUACCUAGCUUGAGUAAAAAUGGCUUAUUAUUCACGUAGGUUGUUUUGUUUCCUCCUCUGCAACAUGGUUGCUUUAGCGUUCAUAGCUUCUUCUCACGCUAAUCUCUCUCCAACCUUCUACGACAAAGUAUGCCCUCAGGCCUUACCCACUAUUAAGAAAACAGUGGAAGCGGCUGUCAAGAAGGAGAGUCGUAUGGGGGCUUCCUUGCUUCGUCUUCAUUUCCACGAUUGCUUCGUCCAUGGAUGUGAUGCUUCAAUUCUUCUGGAUAAUGCCACCGGAAUUCAAACGGAGAAGACUACUCCACCCAAUAACAACUCCGUUAGAGGAUACGGAGUCGUAGAUCAAAUCAAGGCUGCAGUGGACAAGGUCUGCGGGGGUCCAGUAGUGUCAUGUGCAGACAUCUUGGCGGUUGCAGCUCGCGACUCAGUGGUUGCGCUAGGCGGACCGACAUGGCAAGUGCAAUUGGGGAGAAGAGACUCGAGCAGUGCAUACGCAAAUGAAACCACGGACCUCCCAGGACCAGCAUCGAACCUCUCGGCACUCAUCACCAACUUCAACAAACAUGGGCUGAACGUUAGAGACCUAGUGGCGCUGUCCGGAGGACACACAAUUGGGUUAGCACGGUGCACCACCUUCAGAUCCCACAUUUACAAUGAUAUCAACAUCCACCCUAGCUUCGCCCGUAACAGGCAAGCAAUUUGCCCCCAAUCUGGUGGAGAUAACAAUUUAGCUCCGCUAGACCACACAGCCUCACUCUUCGACACUGUCUACUUUAAAAACUUGUUGAAGAGAAAGGGUCUGCUCCACUCGGAUCAAGAAUUGUUUAAUGGUGCUGCUGGAUCUACCACCAAUUCGCUGGUGAAAACCUACAGCUCAAAUUUCGGAGCUUUCGCAUCAGAUUUUGCCAACUCUAUGAUUAAAAUGGGAAAUAUAAGGCCAUUAACCGGAAAACAGGGGCAGGUUCGAGUAAACUGUAGGAAGGUCAAUAGUUGAUUCAUUUUUAUUCACAAAAUGGUUUGAUGGUUUCCAUCGUGAGUCGUGAGUAGUGAGUACGUACGUACGAGGCCCGGGGUAAACAUGCACUUGCACCGCAUGUUAAUCGGAUUAUGGAAGGAAUAAAUAAUUAAUGGUACUAUUUUUAUAUGGUAGGAGGCGGUGUAUGAUUAUGGUUCUUACGUAAAUUAAUUGUCCAAAUUUUUUUCUUUUGAAAAUGACGUAAAUUGUAUGUGAAUAAUUAAAGGGAUGGAUGGAGGGAGAACAUACAUCGUGUUAAUCUCUCUCUGAAAACUUGUCAUCCGGCCGUGUUAAUCCUGUGGUGUUGAUGUUUGGUUGGAGGUGUGUCGGUGCGCAUGCAGGCUGGAGUUGCAGACACCUUUUGUCAACUGGCUGUCAUCCCCAGUUUGAUAUUUUUUGGUCAUUGGAAAUUUGGAAUUGAUGAUAAGAUGUGUGAGGUUCUGCUACUUUAUCUUAUUAAUGGAACUCCGACCUGAUAUUUGGAAUGGGUUAAAAUUAAUUUGUUUGUUUA
This is a messenger RNA of Nelumbo nucifera (sacred lotus), 1704 nucleotides long. Its product is annotated as peroxidase RIP1-like. Gene Ontology annotation, biological process: hydrogen peroxide catabolic process; response to oxidative stress. NCBI's taxonomy places the organism in Eukaryota, Viridiplantae, Streptophyta, Magnoliopsida, Proteales, Nelumbonaceae. The record is from RefSeq and is a predicted model, not a curated record. Gene Ontology annotation, molecular function: heme binding; peroxidase activity.